This is a messenger RNA of Drosophila bipectinata, 3034 nucleotides long. It is a transcript of the gene Pkc53E, whose product is annotated as Protein C kinase 53E. Gene Ontology annotation, biological process: protein phosphorylation. Lineage: Eukaryota; Metazoa; Arthropoda; Insecta; Diptera; Drosophilidae. Gene Ontology annotation, cellular component: cytoplasm; nucleus. The record is from RefSeq and is a predicted model, not a curated record. Gene Ontology annotation, molecular function: diacylglycerol-dependent serine/threonine kinase activity; zinc ion binding; ATP binding.
AAUUAGCGUCUAAAUGCGCUGACGAUCCGGCGAUCGGAUCAGAUCGGAUCGGAUUCGAAACCGCCAACAGCGUCAUCGACUUCGAAGGCGGGCUCCAGGGCCUCUGGCGUUUGCUUACUUAUGUUAAUCAGCUGUGGCUGGGAUGCAAAUUAGUCCGUCCGACCCCCAAGCGUCCGAAUGCGCCUAACAGUGCGAGAGGCCUCCGGCUCUGUUAGUUAACAGAGCGCACAAAAGCUCGCUACGAAAAGAUAUCGCUUCAGAAACAGGCACUUGGCGGUUCAGAACGCGUUUGUGACUCGAGCGGAGCGCACGUGCCGGGGAAAAUACCAAUAGACCAAGUCCGUUGAGAACGAAAAAGGCUAAAUCACAAGCCUGGGGAAUAUUUCCCCUACUUUUCCACCAACAACAACGACAAGUAGGUUGGGCAUUUAAGGCCUAAUAAAAACCAACAACACAACAAUAACAAGAGCUGAAAAUCAAUAAACACAAAGCCAGAAAGAAAUACGUAACAAGCAACAAAGUGUGCGCGUCCAGCAACAACAAUCCAAUGUGGAAACAACAAGUGAGCAAGUUAAAGAACCUUUCUGAUUUGUAAAAGCUGCAAAAUACUCAAAAAAUCAACAAAAAAAACAUAUACAAGCUAAAGAAGAAGCUAUAUAGCUUAAAAAAUAAAUAAUAAAAAAAAAAGAGAAAUAGCAAAAAAUGUCGGAGGGCAGUGAUAACAACGGGGAUCCCCACCAGCAGGCGGGGGCAGUCGGAGACGAGGCGGUGGGCGAGAAUAAAAUGAAAUCCCGCCUCCGUAAAGGAGCCCUCAAGAAGAAGAACGUCUUUAAUGUCAAGGAUCACUGCUUCAUAGCCCGAUUCUUCAAGCAGCCCACAUUCUGCUCCCACUGCAAGGACUUUAUAUGGGGCUUCGGAAAGCAAGGAUUUCAGUGCCAAGUUUGCUCCUAUGUGGUGCACAAGCGUUGUCACGAAUAUGUCACCUUCAUCUGCCCUGGAAAGGAUAAAGGCAUCGAUUCGGCCCAUCAAAUGCCCCACAAAUGGCAGAAUGUGGCCUUCCUAUCGCCGAUGUUCUGCGAUCAUUGUGGGUCUCUGUUGCACGGCAUCACGCACAAGGGUCUCAAGUGUCGAGCAUGUGACAUGAACGUUCAUGCCCGCUGCAAGGAAAAUGUGCCCAGUCUUUGCGGAUGCGAUCACACGGAGCGGCGAGGACGCAUUAAUCUCGAGAUCAAUGUCAAGGAGAAUCUCUUAACUGUCCAGAUUAAGGAGGGUCGCAAUCUCAUACCCAUGGAUCCGAAUGGACUCAGCGAUCCGUACGUUAAGGUGAAGCUAAUUCCCGAUGACAAGGAUCAGUCCAAGAAGAAGACUCGCACUAUUAAGGCUUGCCUGAAUCCUGUUUGGAAUGAGACUAUAACAUAUGACCUAAAACCCGAGGACAAGGACCGCCGCAUCCUGAUCGAGGUCUGGGACUGGGAUCGCACCUCUCGCAAUGACUUCAUGGGUGCCCUGUCCUUCGGGAUCUCAGAGAUCAUCAAGAAUCCCACCAACGGCUGGUUCAAGCUGCUCACCCAGGAGGAGGGUGAAUACUAUAAUGUGCCCUGUGCUGAUGACCAGCAGGACUUGCUGAAGCUCAAGCAGAAGCCAUCUCAGAAGAAGCCUUUGGUGAUGCGCAGCGAUACAAACACCCACUCACAGUCCAAAAAGGACAUGAUCCGGGCCACGGAUUUCAAUUUCAUCAAAGUCCUGGGCAAGGGGUCGUUUGGAAAGGUAUUACUCGCCGAACGGAAAGGCAGCGAGGAGCUGUAUGCCAUUAAGAUACUCAAGAAGGAUGUGAUCAUUCAGGACGACGAUGUGGAAUGUACCAUGAUCGAGAAACGUGUCCUGGCCUUGGGCGAGAAGCCACCAUUUUUGGUUCAAUUGCAUUCCUGCUUUCAGACAAUGGAUCGUUUAUUCUUUGUGAUGGAAUAUGUAAACGGGGGAGAUUUGAUGUUCCAAAUUCAACAGUUUGGAAAAUUCAAGGAGCCAGUGGCUGUAUUCUAUGCCGCCGAAAUUGCAGCUGGACUUUUCUUCUUACACACCAAGGGCAUACUGUAUCGGGAUCUGAAGCUGGAUAAUGUCCUUUUGGAUGCCGAUGGCCACGUCAAGAUAGCUGACUUUGGCAUGUGCAAGGAAAAUAUUGUAGGUGACAAGACAACAAAGACCUUCUGCGGAACUCCAGAUUACAUAGCUCCUGAGAUUAUUUUAUAUCAACCUUAUGGUAAAUCGGUGGAUUGGUGGGCCUACGGCGUUUUGCUUUACGAAAUGCUAGUGGGUCAGCCUCCAUUCGAUGGCGAGGAUGAAGAGGAGCUCUUUGCAGCCAUCACCGAUCACAAUGUUUCCUAUCCGAAGAGCCUAAGCAAGGAGGCCAAAGAGGCCUGCAAGGGCUUCCUAACUAAACAGCCCAAUAAGCGUUUGGGUUGUGGAUCCUCUGGCGAAGAAGAUGUGCGCUUGCAUCCUUUCUUCAGGCGCAUAGAUUGGGAGAAAAUAGAAAAUCGCGAAGUACAGCCACCUUUUAAGCCGAAAAUCAAACACCGCAAGGAUGUGUCCAACUUUGACAAGCAGUUCACAUCAGAGAAAACAGACUUGACGCCCACAGACAAGGUGUUCAUGAUGAACCUAGAUCAGUCGGAAUUCGUUGGCUUCUCCUACAUGAAUCCGGAAUAUGUGUUUAGCCCAUAAAUCCCCUUCCUGAUUCCCAGAUCAAACCAAAUUUCCAUGCUGCGAGUUGUGUCCCUUAAGUCUCUUUUGAUAUCAAUUACUAACUACUUUGGUAAUGCAAAAAAGACAUCUUGUUGUGUAUACAAUUAAUCUUUGUUAAGUUUCUUCGUUUAAAUGUAUCUAUAUAUUUAUUGAAUUGUUAAGUUUUGAGUUAAUUGUAAGAGAUAGUUACUGUGAAACAGAGCUUUAGUUAUGAAAUAUUCGAAUACUGUUCAAGAUCAAGUCUCAUCGUAAAGCCAAACAAAAUGGAAAGCAAUAAAAAGUAUCAUUUUCAACC